Messenger RNA from Bactrocera dorsalis (oriental fruit fly), 5481 nucleotides. RefSeq lists its product as uncharacterized. NCBI's taxonomy places the organism in Eukaryota, Metazoa, Arthropoda, Insecta, Diptera, Tephritidae. Gene Ontology annotation, molecular function: DNA-binding transcription factor activity, RNA polymerase II-specific; RNA polymerase II cis-regulatory region sequence-specific DNA binding. The coding region runs from base 991 to 4500 and encodes 1169 amino acids. The transcript is spliced from 6 exons. Gene Ontology annotation, biological process: regulation of DNA-templated transcription. The record is from RefSeq and is a predicted model, not a curated record.
CGAAUAGUGAAAGAGCUGAAGUUCAGUGAAACGCGGACGUCUCAUAAAUUUUUGUAACACACUGUGACGGACAGCAAAAAAUACAAAAGGCGUUUAAUAAGACCGACCCUACAAAUAAGAUUAACCUGCUUCUUGCUAAUAGGCCGCACACAACAACACACACACUAGCAGCGAGCGUGCUAGAAAACGGCAUUUCAACAAACGCCGUACAAACGCUGAAAUCAAGCGCUUGUUUGGCAUUCAUGGGUUGUCUUAAGCCGGCAGGCUUGCUACCUGUUGCUGCCGCCAGCCAAGAACCAAAAUAGCCGUUGUUUACUAUACACUCUCCCGCUCUCUGGCACGCGCACUCUCUAACGCUGGACAUGCUUCUUCGACAACGUCCCACGGCGUUCAUUCAACUCUGUUUGCUGCCGCCAACGGUUAUGUUUUUGUAAGCCGUUUGUUUGUGCCGCGCACUACGGACUAUUUUUUUAUUGUAUUUGUAUUUGCUGUGUAUUGAGCAUCGCUGUUUUGUUAUGAUUUCGAAUUUCCAUUUUCCCCACUCUUUGUUUGCUUUCGCCGUUGUUGUACGACGUGUGGCGUUUAUGGUGGCUACGGUUCCCGUUUUGGCCACGACCCUUUACACGACGUCGCUUUUCGUUUGUCAUAACCGAGUAGUUGGCUCGCGCUAAAUCUCAGCUUCAACUGGCGCACAGCGCUUUGGCCGUAGUCAUCGCCGCGCCGUCAUCGCGAUCGGGGCAACUUGUGCACACGCUGCGGGGUUUUGUGCUCAAAAUCGUAUCGAACAACUUUCCCAGAGUUUGGCGGCUUGUGGUGCUUUCUCGCCCCUCACCAACUAUUUGUGUAGUGUUUUGGUGGUUAGGUGCGACGUCAUCGAAAGGCGUGCGACGCCGAUACACCGUCAUUCUAAGUGUACGCUUUGGCAUGUCGCGGUGAAAGUUAAUUGUAAACAAUUAUUUUUGUCGCUGUUCGUAAUUAAAAACGAAAUAAAUGACGUUCACCCAAGACUUUACUCGCGCCUGCGCAGUCGCCACACCGCCAACCGCAAUGUCGGCGGUACAAGCGAACCAGCAACGCAUUAAAUGUGGCGAAGUCUUCAUUUGGGACUGUGUCGGUGAACUCUUUGCCAUCGAAUGUUUGCUCUGCGAGGAGCAUCCACUCUGCACGCUAUCCGAAUUCGCUGAACACAUGGAUAUUUGGCAUUACGACUGGACGGCUGAGGCGCACGCCUCAUUACCCGAUACUACAACAACAGCGGAUGGCUGUGAGUUAUUACCCCAGCAAUGGACGGAGAUCGAAAGCUCAGCAGCCGCCGAAGAGCGCCACACAGAUAUGCUGAGCAAUAGCAACAACUUUGAAGACAACUACAGCGACUCGGAAACCAUAUCAAUGGCGUCCGAUUCGUCGGAAACUGGGUCAUGGCAUGCAGCCACGCUACUCGAAAGUGACCACAACGUAGCAAUAAUGCAGAAUGUCACCGCUGUAAGCUCAACUGAAACCUUUGAAGAGCUACUUUGCGGCGCAGCGGUUGGAGUGUGGGGCAAUGUGAAUGAUCUGCGCAGCAGCGGAGAGGUGUAUGUAGAACGAGCGCAGAGUAGCGAAGCUGAAGAACUGGCAGCGGACAGCGCGCAAGCAAACACAAUGGGUACUAUUGUGAAGAAACGGGUUGAGAAUCCACUACUGAAACGCUUCAGAACCGAGAAAUUAAUAGAGAUUUAUGAAAAAUUUCCCGAACUCUGGCAUAAAGACGAACGCAGUAGCCAAAAGCCUGAGGCACAACUGAAGGCAUAUCGCAGCAUCAGCCAGAAACUAAAGAAAGUUGGUAUACAUCUUAAAACGGCGGCUGUACAACGGCGUCUUAAUGCGCUACGCAAGCGUUAUCGCCUCGAGAAACUGGAGGAGCUUAAAGCUCAUUUGAAGGGUCAAAUAUAUGAAAGCAGCUUCGAGUACUAUGCGCACUUACAAUUCUUGAGGGAGCACAUCGAACCACAGUUGUGCAAGAUUUGCAGGCGGAUUUGUAAAGAUGCAAAGGAAUGUUGUGAGGGCGGAGAUGAAACGGGCGCAGAGAAAUUGCCGAUAGGCAAUGAAGCUGCAGAAAAUGGCAAUGUGGUUGCAGAAGGAAGGGAAGCAAAUGAGGCACUGUGCGUUGUCAGAGAGGCAAUACAAGCAGACGAAGAAAGCAUUAAAGAAAGUACCGAAGAAAGCAACGAAGAAACCACUGAAGAAAACAGCGAAGGAAGCAGCGAAGGAACUAACGAAGAAAGCAACGAAGGAAGCAACGAAAAAAGCAAUGAAAAAAGCAACGAAGGAAGCAACGCAAAAAGCAACGAAGAAAGCUCCGAAAAAAACAACGAAGGAAGCAACGAAGCGAGUUCUGAAGAAAUCAACGAAGAAAAUUCUGAAGAAAGAAACGAGGAAAACAACGAGUUACAACAUUCUGUUAACGAAAUAACGCUUCAGCUAAGCAAAUCUGCAGCAGAACAGUUCGAGGUUAUGGUCGAAGAAAUUUUGAAAAGUGAGUACGCAAUGCAGGAGGCGAAUUUAGAAACAAGUGAGUUGGAGGUCGAAAGUAAUGAAUUCGAACCAGUUGAUACCUCACCACACGAAGUUGUGAUGGCCAUAGAACAGUCGAAUGGGAGCGUAGAAGGGCCUAUGUUGCAAGAGAACUACGAAAUAAAUGAAAAUCCGGAUGUAAGCGUAAAGGAGUCAAUGGAACUGGUAUCAGUUGUGGAUACCACGAACAAGCUACAAAACACUACCACGCUUAUAGAACAAGCGAAUGGGAGCCUAGAAGGGUCAAUAGUGCAAGAGAACCGCAAAGUAGACAGAAAUCAGAAUGAAAGCGUAAAGAAAUCUAGGCUACCGCGACGCUCGCUGCGGAAUAGAAGUAAGGUAGAAAUUUUGGAGGUGAUAGAACUGCCGAGAAUGCAACCUUUCAAGGCACAAGAGCCCGCAAUUAGCACCUCAACGCCACAUGACCAACAGACCGCAGAUAUACACGAGUGCAGUUUUGAAGCUAUGAGCAACGCUGACGAGAACAUGGCAUCGGAGGAGUAUGAUUCUUCGAAUGGUGAUUCAGGUAUACUGCGCGAUUACGAUGAACAACCCGAUGCCGAGACAAACCACGCCGACGAGACUGGAUCUUUUGCGCGACUCACGGCUGAGCAAACGCACAAAUUGAUAGAACUCUACGGUCAAAAUCCGCUGCUUUGGGACCCCGACCAUGCAGACUUUAGAGCGCGCGUGCGGCGGCGUAAUGUUUGGCGUCAAAUAACAGCACAGUUGAAUGCGCACUUCCAAAAGCACUACACUUGGACGAAGGUGCACCGCAAAAUGCACGAUUACAUCAAGUAUUAUCGGCGCGAGCGGCAGCGCAUCGAGUUGGAGGGCGGCUGUACGCGUUGGUGCUUCUAUGACGACUUUGCUUUUCUCAAUGAAGUGCUGGCUGAGCAGAGCAGCGAUGCGCCAAAGCUGCUGCUGAACAAGCAACAAAACAUGAAAAUCAUCGAGGUGUAUGCCGCGCAUCCACAACUGUGGGACACCAAUCAUGCACUCUACAAGCGGCGACGCCUACGUCAGAGCAUUUUCAAGGCGAUAAGCGAUCAACUGCGCGACGCGCACAACGUAAAUAUAUCAACGCUUAAGCUGAAACAGCGCAUUGUGGAGUUUCGCUGCACCUAUCGUAUGGAGAAGGAGCGACGCUGUGCCACCGAGCAGCGAGGUGGAACUUAUGAGCCCUGUUACGAGUACUAUCAACUACUUAGCUUUCUGGACGCGCAUAUAGCGCCGUUCCAAUGCGCGGAGUGCAGCGCACAAUUUAAAAAACACACCGAAAUCGAGCGUCACAUGCGGCAAGCUCAUAGCAAAAAUAAAAAGAAAACCAUUAUCAAGCAGCGCGCGAAGUCGAUCGCCCGCGAAGCGAAACCUGUCACACUAGAAAAUGUCUGCCACAUUUGCGGCAUAAGUUUCACGCUGAGUCGCAACCUCAUGUGUCACCUGAAGCGUCACACAAAUCAGCGCGAAUACAAGUGCGUCCACUGCCCGAAGAAGUUCUUUGACGGCGCCACCUUGCGUGUGCACGAACGCUCACACACCAAAAGUCGCCCCUACGUCUGCGACCAGUGCGGCGCCGGCUACGCGACAGGCAGUAAGCUGAAUCAGCACUUGAAGCGUCACAGCGGGCAACGCGACUUUACGUGUGAACUGUGCGACAAGGCAUUCUACACGGCUUUCGAAUGCGAGCGUCACAUGCGCACACACAUGAACAUACGCGAGAAGGUGUGUCCCAUUUGCGGCAAAGACUUCGGCGUCGGCUCGGGCUACUAUGCGCACAUGCUAUUGCAUACGGGCGUCAAACGGUACAAGUGCAAAAUGUGUGGCAAGCAAUUCGCGCAGUUCGCAGGCCUCUAUAAGCAUCGUAGACGCUAUCACCCGAAAGAGUUUGCGUUGGAACGCGCGAAGAAGGGCGCACGCGUCGCAAAGGAGGUGGCGGACAAGUAACUGUAUAUAUUCAGUUCAUGAAGGAGAGGUUUAAAGCAUUUACAGCAACAACAAUGAUGGCAACAACAAUUAAGACAACAACCAAAACGACUUUAAGAGUAAGCCGUUCUCAAGACAGUGGAACUUCAAACUGACUGGGCUCGUAUUUUUAUCCGUUCAUGGGCUGUCAACUGGACAAAAUUCUUUCUAAUAACUUCAGGGAUGCUUUCUGCCGACACAUCAACAACAGCGAAAACGAAAGAACAACCCGUUCCCACGACAAUCGGGUCUACGUAACCGAACGAACCCCGACUUGUAUCGUGCCAAAAACUGUCAUCCGGCAGAAUUCCGCCGCAAUAACAAAAACAACAUCAGCGAAAAAGAGAGGUCAGCAUACCAGGUUUUUGACACUUCGUAGCCUCUUUUAAAGAACAAGAGUCUCAACUUGGCGGAAUUCUGCAGCUACAACAACAACAAUGAAAGGUCAGCGUAUUACAGUUUUAGGCACUUCGUAGACUUUUUGAAAGAACCAGACUAAAGCGCUGCCUCACUCCCACCUUUUUCGCACCCGUAAUUGUCUGCGCUUCUCACGCGCGCUCUAGUUAAGCGCCUUUACAGUUAUAGCGCUAUAUAUAGAACAUGAUUUUUCAGCGAUUAUUUGCUCCAGUUAGAAUUCAGGCAAUCAAGUGUUAAAAAAGUGAUUUUGCCAAAAUCUCUAAACUACUUUACACUACUUUAUAUUCAAAUAACGGUAUCGAAAAGUCUAAACAAACACUCACCAGUUAAAACACCAGCUACUUUUAGAAUAAUGCUAGCGGCUUACUUAGUGCAAUUUGUUAAUUUGGCUAUGCCAUGUUAUGCGGCAAGAGUUUACUUUGUAGAAACUAUGAAAAAAAAAAUGUGUUUCAGUAAAAAAUUGCAAGCAAAUACCGUCUCAUAGCUCACCAUAUGACGGAGCUUAGCUGCUGGUGCUUGGUUAGUGCCAAAUGACCGCUUUAGCUG